This is a messenger RNA of Sarcophilus harrisii (Tasmanian devil), 1918 nucleotides long. It is a transcript of the gene ALG10, whose product is annotated as ALG10 alpha-1,2-glucosyltransferase. The coding region runs from base 173 to 1606 and encodes 477 amino acids. Gene Ontology annotation, biological process: dolichol-linked oligosaccharide biosynthetic process; protein N-linked glycosylation. The record is from RefSeq and is a predicted model, not a curated record. The transcript is spliced from 3 exons. Gene Ontology annotation, cellular component: endoplasmic reticulum. NCBI's taxonomy places the organism in Eukaryota, Metazoa, Chordata, Mammalia, Dasyuromorphia, Dasyuridae. Gene Ontology annotation, molecular function: dolichyl pyrophosphate Glc2Man9GlcNAc2 alpha-1,2-glucosyltransferase activity.
GGAAGCAGCUUCUCGGUGCCGCGCUCCGCGUUCCGCUCCCUUUCUCCGUAAUGUAUAGCUAUCGCUUUCCGCCUUGUUGGCUUCCCGACCGGCUGCGCGUGCCGACCUCGGGCUUCCGCUUUGUCACUUAAAACCGGGACUUUGCGCACUGCACAUUGGAAGUGGCUUGGAGAUGGUGGACGUUUGGUUAAAGAUGGAAAAGCUUGAAGCUUACUAUUUGUCGGCAGCCCUAAGCUGCACUUUGCUAGUCUCUUGCUUCCUUUUCUCCAUCAUAAACCGGGCGCUGCGGGAGCCCUACAUGGACGAGAUUUUCCAUUUACCACAGGCCCAGCGCUUCUGUUGGGGCUCCUUCCAGUGGGAUCCUAUGAUCACUACACUACCCGGUUUAUACUUGAUUUCUGUUGGAAUUAUAAAACCUGCCAGUUGGAUUAUUGGAUGGUCUCAACAUGUGGUCUGCUCCAUAGGAAUGCUCAGAUUUGUUAAUCUGCUCUUCAGUAUUGGCAACUUCUGUUUACUCUAUUUACUUUUUUGCAAGUUACAGCACAGAAACAAGGCUGUCUCAGGUAUCCAGAGAGUUUUGUCAGCUUUAACAGUGGCAGUUUUUCCUACACUCUAUUUUUUUAACUUCCUCUAUUAUACAGAAGCAGGAUCUGUGUUUUUUGUUCUGUUUGCUUAUUUGAUGUGCCUUUAUGGUAAUCAUAAAACUUCAGCCCUACUUGGAUUUUGUGGCUUCAUGUUUCGCCAGACAAAUAUUGUUUGGACUGUGUUCUGUGCAGGAAAUAUUAUUUCACAAAAGUUAAUGGAGGUUUGGAAGAUAGAGCUACAAAAGAAGGAAGAGAAACUUCCAUCCAACCAAGGACUACUUUCAGAAUGUAAGAAGAUUCUGUUCUUUCUUUUUAAUUAUGCCAUGAACUUUAGGAACUUGAGUGUACUUAUUGGUUUAACAUGGCCUUAUAUCCUUUUAAUAAUCGUAUUUAUUGCUUUUGUAAUUUUUAAUGGUGGAAUAGUUGUUGGUGAUAGGAGUAACCAUGAAGUCUGUAUGAAUUUUCCUCAGCUAUUCUAUUUUUUUUCUUUUACUUUAUUUUUUUCCUUCCCUCACCUGCUGUCCCUUGCAAAAAUUAAAACUUUUCUUCAGUUGGUAUGGAAACACUGGGGGGAAUUUGUUGUACUUACAGUUGUCUCCCUGUUUUUAGUCUGGAAAUUCACUUAUGUUCAUAAGUAUUUGCUAGCAGACAACAGACAUUAUACAUUUUAUGUAUGGAAAAGAAUUUACCAGAGACAUGAAUAUGCAAAAUAUUUGCUAGUUCCUUGCUAUUUGUUUGCUGGUUGGAAUAUUGCUGAGUCAUUGAAAUCCAAAUCCAUUUUCUGGAAAAUGGCAUUUUUCAUAUGCUUAUUUGUAGUCACAGUUUCCCAAAAACUUCUUGAGUUUCGUUACUUCAUAUUGCCUUAUAUCAUCUAUAGACUUAAUCUUCCCAUGCCAUCCCUGCCCAAACUUCUUUGUGAAUUAGGUUUUUAUAUUAUUAUUAAUUUUGUAACAUUUCAUCUCUUCCUGAACAAGACAUUUCAGUGGCCAGAUAAUGUUGGUAUUCAAAGGUUUAUGUGGUGACCAAAUUAGUAUCUUGUUUCAUAUAAACAUAUUUAUAUUUCAAACUUUUCCCCAGUAAAGACAGGACUUUGUUUAGCAGCAAGCCAAUUGGUGCUCAUGUGAUUAGAAGCAAUUGUGAAAUCUGAUUUGUCCAACAUGAUGAAAUAUUAAAUUAAUGCAAAUCCUUAAAGCCCUUUCACUUACAUUAAUGAAUGAGUCAAGGAUAUCCAAAAAUUAUGAAAAAGAAUGGAAAAUAAGAAAAGUUUAUAUUUAAUUUGACCUAUCUUAAAAAAAAUGAACAAACUUUUUCUAACAAGACUUAAAAAUUUCAUA